CCAGAAAGUGUGUAGCGUUCAAAUUGCUAAAGACUCAGCAGGGCUAGGUCUGCUGUUAUUGCUGUAACAGCACGGAAUACAGCACCGUUUCAGCACUCUUGGUCGACUGUAACCAGUGAAAAGAAGAACCAAAGAAGAGAAGCAACACAGUAAAAAUAGGAACUUCUUACCCAACACCAUGAAGUUACUCAUUUCUGUAAUGCUGAGUGCUCUCAUCACAGACAUAGCAUCAAGUCGCUCUUGGCAGCAACAGCACACGCUCUCUAGCAAGACCAGAUAUGAACAUAAAGGUUGUAACUGUUUGAAUGGAGGAGCCUGCAUCUCAUACAGUCUCUUUUCUCAAAUAAAACGCUGCUCAUGCCCAAAAGGAUAUAGAGGAAAGCACUGUGAAAUAGAUAUUGAAAGCCAGUGUUAUGCUGGCAGUGGAGAGGACUACAGAGGGACGAAGUCAGUGAGUAAGGACAACGAGAGGUGCCUGGAUUGGAACUCUGCCUUGCUGCGGAGAAAGCUUUACAAUGAUGGCCUGGAGAAUGCCAUGGAACUUGGACUAGGCAAGCACAACUACUGCAGAAAUCCAGAUGGCCAGUCAAAACCAUGGUGUUAUGUUUGGAAGGGAUACCAGAUUUCUUCAGCUUCCUGUGAUAUACCCAUGUGUUACAAACCAUCCACCUGUGGCCAGAGGAGCUACAGCAAAUUAUUUAAGAUUGUGGGUGGGCACCAGGCAGCCAUUGAAUCUCAGCCUUGGAUAGCAAGCAUCUUCCAGUAUGUAAGGAGAGGUGAUUAUAAUCAGUUUCUCUGUGGUGGUAGCCUCAUUGAUCCAUGCUGGGUCCUUACAGCAGCACACUGCUUUCAAAGCAAAACUCCUGACACAUCCCAGUUGACAGUCUUUCUUGGAAAAUCUGCACUGAAUGCUACUGAUUCAAAGGAACAAACAUUUAACGUUGAUAAGAUUGUCAUUCAUCAACAAUUUACUCAAGAAAGAAUGGACUAUGAUAAUGACAUCGCCCUGUUAAGGAUCAGAUCAUCUUCUGGCCAGUGUGCAGAAGAGUCGAGGGCUGUCAAAACCAUCUGUUUGCCAUCUCAAGACUUAGUAUUGAAAGACAAUUUCCGAUGUGAAGUUUCUGGCUAUGGAAAAGAAAGCAGGACUGAAAUUUACUACUCGAGAAUACUGAAAUCAACCAACGUGAAUUUGAUAUCCCAGUCCUUAUGUCGGGAGGUAUACUAUAGCGAUCGCAAGUUGAAUGGCAACAUGUUAUGUGCUGGUGAUGCACAAUGGAAGACGGAUGCGUGCCAAGGAGAUUCCGGUGGUCCCCUGGUUUGUGAGUUUAAUAACAGGAUGGUGCUGUAUGGGAUCGUCAGCUGGGGUGAUGGUUGUGCCAAGGAACAGAAGCCUGGAGUCUACACCAGGGUUACCAAAUACCUCUCUUGGAUCGAAGGCCACAUGAAAGAAGUCCAUUUCAAAAGUUACUACCCUCCAAAGUGAAAAGGGGAGCUUUCUUUGCACCAUGGAGCUGGAGCAUGGAGCCUUGCUGUCAAGCAUAAUGCCAAACUCGUGGAAACUGAGCCAAAUUAUGCCACAGUGCAUUGAAACUCCAUGUCUUAUUUUGGAGUUAUUCUUUCCUCUUUGGAGGCUACCUUUUCAGGCUGUUUAUGGAGUUUACCUCCAUGUCAGUUUGAAGCAGAAAUCUACAGCUACCACUGUGGACAAUAUCACUAUUCUCCCAUGGAAAAAUUAUGCAAUAUUUAAUAUUUAAAUAAGGAAUGUUUGCCAGUCAAUGUAAUAUACCUGUCACAUUAUUCUCUACAAGAAAUCUUUAAUGUAAUGUGUGGAGUAAAUAUUUAGGGGUAACUUAAAAAAAAUGUUACCAGUGGCUUGUGCAAUCCAGAGAAAGACACAUUGGACUGAAAGGGGUUUAAAAGUGUGUUGUGCUAUUGACUUCAGUGGGGCUUAGCUGUCCUCCACUUUCUCUGGGGUGCACUGCUAAUUUUUCUAAUAUUAAAUACAUUUUAAGGUUUUUAUUUAAGGGAUUUUUAAAAUAAGAAAAAAUCAGGUUGAAGAUGCAAGCCAGCAGUUAUUGUGGCCACCAACAGUUAUUGUGGCCCCCAAACUGGAAAUGAAGUUAAGUUUAAGGACAACUGAAAGGGAAAAUAAAAAGUGGGUUUAUUGGGUGCUCACCAGCAUUCCAGUGCCUACCAAAAGAAUAGUGAAGCAAUUAUUGUGGAAUAAGGAACCAUCUUGAAAUUAGUGGUAUCUGUCAUUCCAACUGUACUUCAGUAUGGAGCCAUAACUCAGUGAUAAAGCAUCUGCUUACAUGCAGACGGUCCUAGGUUCAUUCCCUGGCAUCUCUAGUAGGGCUGGAAAAGACUCCUGCCUGAAACUUUGGAGAGCUGCUGCCAGUCAGUGUAGACAAUACUGAGCUAGAUGGGCCAAUGGUCUGACUCUGUAUAAGACAGCUUCCUAUGUUCCUAAGUAUGGUCACUGUGUUUAAUUCACAUCUGUGCCAGAGAAGCCAUUCUAACCUAAAAUGAGAUCAGAAACAGUGAGUUCACAGGGCCCUCCCAAUAAAUUUUGCCCUCCCUGAGAGAUUUUGUCAUGCAGCUUAAGAACUGGAUGCCAGCAGGGUUUUUCAUAAUGUUGCAAAUUUUGCUGGAGCAUCACUGGUGUUCCUAAAGUAUUAUUACCCCAAGUUCACAGCUUAGAUUGCAUCAAACCAGUCCUGCUUAUCGAAGGUAAUUUAGCAAGUUUGUAGAUGGGCAGGGAAUUUAGCAGAUGUUGUUUACAUCUAAACACAACACUGUAGCUACUAGACCAUACAGCAGAAAGCUUUUUAGGAAGCUUCCCAAUGGCAGAAGGGGCAUCAUGUAUGGAGAAGUUCUUUGGUGCAAGCUCCAUUAAAAUGAGUUGGAGCUGUGCUUGAUAAAUAAUAUUUUGAAAUUGGUUUUAAAAAAUUCUGGCAUCUGAAUUUUGUCUUGAGAUGAUAAUCUAUUACAAACAAAUGACAGUUACAACUCUGAAAAAGUAGUCACUUUGUUUUUGUUUGGUUUUUUAAGUUUCAAAACAAAAAAAAUCUGUUUCUGGGAAAUAUUCAAAUUCAGUUAUCUCUGGCUUAGUGCAAAUUUGACCUCCACAGGAGCUUCUGAGAUGCGCGAGACAAGUUAAUUAGUUAAAGUAGAGGAGUGUACUUCACAAAAACCUGUCACUGCCUACUUCUAUGCUGGUAUUCAUAUACCUUGCUGUUCCUUCUUUAAGGGCUUAUCAUGACAGACUCCCUGUGGAGAACAAUAGCAGGAUUUUAAUCAUCAAUGUUUUAUUAUAAGGGGUAGACAUUUUGUUCCAUGCGAUAAUAUCUCAACCAGAAAGUUAAACUGCUUUUAACAGAUUUCCUCUCAAGAGGAAAUUUUUGGAACUCUAGCCCUGUGAGAGGAAGUGGGUGGGGGUUUGGAUUGGAAUCUAACAGAAUGCUCACCAGACUACAAUUCCCAGAAUUCUUUGGGGAACACUAGGACAGUUGAAGUUAUAUGGAACAAAUUAACAGUGAUCUAUUAUCUCAAACUGUCGAGUUUUCUCAUUCUCAAGGAUGUUGGCCAUCUGUGUCCAUUCUGAAAUCCUUUCCACUGUCCCUCAGCCUUUGUAAAGUUCUCCACUGAAUGUGGAGAAAAGAAUAGGCUGUAGCAAACAUGAGCUGUCCCUCUAUAAUGAAGAAUAUUUCUAAUAUAUUGUUUGGCAAUUACCUAUUUAACUGCAACUGAAGUAGUAGUAUGGUUUUGUAUUCAUUUGUGUGUUUUGUUUUUUUUUAAGUCUGGUUUUUGUUGUUUGAACAUAUUAUUUGUGUGGGGGCUGGUACCCCGACAGUUUAAUAAUUUGAUGUUGUUUAACUUAUUGUUUAUAGACCAUGGAUUUCAAAAGUCAAUAAAAUAUUAUUGCUGUUA
This is a messenger RNA of Hemicordylus capensis (graceful crag lizard), 3930 nucleotides long. RefSeq names its product plasminogen activator, urokinase (gene PLAU). Gene Ontology annotation, biological process: plasminogen activation; regulation of cell adhesion mediated by integrin. Lineage: Eukaryota; Metazoa; Chordata; Lepidosauria; Squamata; Cordylidae. The transcript is spliced from 11 exons. Gene Ontology annotation, molecular function: serine-type endopeptidase activity. The record is from RefSeq and is a predicted model, not a curated record. The coding region runs from base 179 to 1483 and encodes 434 amino acids.